GCGACUUCAAUUCUCCAUGCGGUUUGGUGAAUGCGACAAAAAAUUGACGCUUUCUUAAGGUGGCAAACCCCUUUUUGGCCAGAAAGUUUUAAGAGCCAAAAGUGCCAGAAAUUGUUUUCUUCAACCUUGAUUCCUCUGAGAUUUGUGAUAGGACUUGUCUAACAGUGCAAAAUAUUUGUAUCCCUUGUUUAAAUUUUGUUCUACUAUGGCAACUGCAGGAGAUAGUGGUGAAUCAGAAAACAAGACCAAUUUAAUUGUCAACUACAUUCCACAAAGUUACACUGAUGCAGAAUUUAAGGCACUGUUUACAACUAUUGGUCCAACCAAGAGCUGCAAGAUCUGCCGGCACAAAUCAACAGGCUACAGCUAUGGCUUUGGCUUUGUGGAGUAUUUUACACCCGAACAUGCACAGUUGGCAAUCGAUACACUCAGUGGCCAUCGAGUAGACAACAAAACCUUGAAGGUUGCAUUGUCAAGAAAAGGAGGAGAGAAGAUCAAGGGAGCAAAUGUAUAUGUCCGAAAUAUACCUAAAACAUGGACAAAUGAUGAUCUAAAGGCACUUUUCAGCCCUUACGGCAGCAUAGUCAAUACUAAAAUCCUCAUAGACCAGUUUACCCAGUCCUCUAAAGGCGUUGGGUUUGUCUUAUUUGAUCUAAAGACGGAAGCUGAAGGAGCCAUCAAUGCCUUAAACAACACCAUGCCCCCUGGAGGCACUGAGAUCAUGUUUGUACGUUUUGCAGAUGACAACACAAGUAAAUUAAAGCCUCCACUUACAGCUGCUGCAUCUCAGCGUCCAAGUUUUAAUUUGCAUCCACAAGGUGCAAUCGGACCCAUGGCACAAGCCAUGAUGAAUCGUCGUGCCAACCGCUACAACCCCAUGAUGGGAGGACCUCAAAUUCCUCCACCCACGGGUUUCAGCCAAAUGUCUCCUCAGGGUGAAGGAUUUACUCUGUUUGUUUACAACAUUGGUGCAAGGGCAACAGAGGCAGCAGUUUAUGAACUUUUUUCACCUUAUGGUGAAAUUAAGAAAAUCAAUAUCAUGUGGGACUGGGAAAAAUCUCAGUGUAAAGGUUUUUGUUUCGUUACUAUGGCCACUCUAGCACAGGCUCAAGCUGCAAUACUUGCAUUGAAUGGUUUCAUGUAUGAUCAACGUCCUCUGCAAGUGAAAAUUAAAACUCCAAAGAUGUAACUAUGCAUCACACAAAGGGACAAAACUGAAAAAAGUUUAUCUGCAGGUUUUUUCUGAUAAUCUGGUCAGUGUUCACUCAACCGGUAAGUGCCAACAUUAAAAUGAUAAAUGCUGUUGAAAUUUCAUUUUAAUUUCUUUCAAAUGGAUUGGUUUGUUUUCUGUGAGCCAUUGCUUUGGCAAUUCAAAAAUCAUGCAAAAAAUAACUAUGAACAUAUACUUUUUAAACUGAAUUUUUUUUGAAAGACCUCAGUGUACAUCUUGCCACAGCCUUGAAAGGUUAUUCCUUAAUGAUAUAUAUUAAAAUGCUUGUUAAAGAGGUUAGGAUAGUUUUGUUAGUCUUAGUGGUAGUGGUGAAAGGAAAACUAUGGUGAGAAAUAUGAGAUUUUCUAAUUUGGGAAGGAUUGUUACACUAAAAAAUACCACUCCUUUCUAAGCAGAACAUGCUUUGUGGUGUUAAAUGUUCCCUGAACAAUGUUACAAAAGUUACAGGUGUAGUAGAGUAUGGUACAAUACAAAUAUAUUUGAAGCAACAUGAAAGAGUUAGUUUUCUACACCAAGGUUCAUUAAGACAUCAACAAUGAUUUACUCUGUGAUCAAUUGUAUUAGAGACCAUGAUACAAUGGCAAUAUUUCUAGGAAUCAUGACAUUGUUUACCUAUGAUUUGAUUGGUGGUUUUCAAUCCAUUUGCCUUUUCAUGCACUUAGAUGUGUGUUAUAAUGAAUGAAGACAGCAGGAAUUGUAAUUAUUUCGAUUUGCAUUGCCUUUGAACGUCAGUAUUUCAGAUAAUAGUUUCUAGUACAUUCAAGCUAAUGGCCAGUGUAAUUGUUUAAUGUUGUGGUUCAUUUUAUCUUAGCAUUCAGUAGUUAGUUAAAACUUAAAGGAACUUAUAUUUGCAUCAGUUCUCAGCAGUAGGCAUACUUUUAAAACCUCCAAAUGAUUUGUCCGGGUAUGUAAAUCAUAUCUAAACCCACUUAAUUGAUAUCAUCUAACUGAAACUAGAAUAGAAAAUUCUUCAAAGACAUGUAAGUGGAGAGCAGUUUCUUUUCUUGAAGAUGUACAUGUACUCAAUUUUUUUCCAGCUAUUAAUUAUCACUUUUUGUUUUCCUUUUUAAAAAAUAUUGGUGAUCGUAGUUUUCAUGUAUCUGUUAAAAGCAACUGCACAGAUGCCUCUUUAAAAACCCAAAAAAUCAACUUUAUGUUACUGUACAUUUUGCCACAGUGCAUCUUGUGUUACUGUACAUUUUGCCACAGUGUAUUUUAUGAUUCAAGGGUUCAUACUCUUUCAAACUUGUGGACUCAGAUGACUUAUGAUGACAUUUUCUUGAAAGACUGAAGUUUUUACAUGACAUUUGACCGAGAUGUUGGUUUCAAAGUACAACAUUAAUAAAAGCUCCAUAUUACAUUAA
Stylophora pistillata is the source of this 2595-nucleotide messenger RNA. Its product is annotated as ELAV-like protein 2. Gene Ontology annotation, molecular function: RNA binding. Lineage: Eukaryota; Metazoa; Cnidaria; Anthozoa; Scleractinia; Pocilloporidae. The record is from RefSeq and is a predicted model, not a curated record. Gene Ontology annotation, cellular component: ribonucleoprotein complex.